AACCCAGCAACAAGCAUGUUUGUUGUGACAGAGAAGCACGUGAGGCCGCUUGUCACCCAGCACACACUACUGACCAACGGCAGAGCCGCACCCUGUACAAGGAUCACCUCAUGCAGACUCGCCCCUCCCCGUGCACUCGCUGACCGCGGGUCACGUGACCAGGAAAGGGCGGUAGCUAGCUACGUCACAGGGUCUGGUGACCAUUACGUCACUGCCCGGAAGGAGGCGGUGAGACUGGGAAGACAGGUUGAGUCGUCGGUUUUCCGCUGCUAUCCGAGGAUGAAGGUCUCCUGUGAGGCCGGAGCUCAGGGCUCUCUGGGCCGCGCCUGGAAGCAGAUGUCGUGGCUGUAUUACCAGUACCUGCUGGUGACCGCUCUGUACAUGCUGGAGCCGUGGGAGAGGACUAUCUUCAACUCCAUGUUGGUCUCAAUCAUUGGAAUGGCUUUGUAUACAGGAUAUAUUUUUAUGCCGCAGCACAUUCUCGCAAUUUUACACUACUUUGAGAUUGUUCAGUGACACAAAGGGGACUUCCAUGGCAAGGCCUAUAAGGACAGAGCGUCAGUCUUGGGCAUUAUUGGUGUCAGACUGAAACAGAGAAGUUGGCAUUGCCAUGUCAUGCUAAGAAGACGCCAAGAUUGGAUCAGUGUAAUAAAACUGCCAUAGACCUUCUCCUAUUGGCACGGUCAAUUGACGCUCUUUAAAGUUCAUCCUGCUGGUCCCACUACUCGAGAGCACUGCUGAACAAUGCUAUUCUGGCAGAGCUGAGAGCAGUAUUUUCUGUGUCACAUGUUUUGUUGAAAGCAGUAGAUAUUUUAAUAUUGCCCUGUAAAUUUAUUUUUAGUUUAACUUUUGGUUUAUUUUUACAGUCCAUUAUUUUUUUUCUUAUGGUCUCACUGGUACAUAUGUUGUAACACAAGUUUGUACACAAUUUUGUUAAUUAUGGAGGAAAACCAAACACAGGACCUCUGUGCAGUUCUAUGCUAAAAGUAAUAUUUUGUCUACCUGUUCUUAAACUAUUUUUAUGUGUCCCCCCCCCCCCUCACCCUUUUAACAUAAAUUGAAUGUCAGCUGUACUUUCAUGUUUGUUA
Molecule: messenger RNA, 1088 nt
Organism: Bufo bufo (common toad)
Lineage: Eukaryota; Metazoa; Chordata; Amphibia; Anura; Bufonidae
Gene: SPTSSA
Product: serine palmitoyltransferase small subunit A
Exons: 3
Coding region: 16-516 (166 amino acids)
Biological process (GO): ceramide biosynthetic process
Cellular component (GO): serine palmitoyltransferase complex
Molecular function (GO): serine C-palmitoyltransferase activity
Source: RefSeq, a predicted model, not a curated record